Tachysurus vachellii is the source of this 2984-nucleotide messenger RNA. RefSeq names its product interleukin 15 (gene il15). Gene Ontology annotation, molecular function: cytokine activity; cytokine receptor binding. The record is from RefSeq and is a predicted model, not a curated record. Bases 272 to 883 code for a protein of 203 amino acids. Gene Ontology annotation, biological process: positive regulation of cytokine production; immune response; positive regulation of immune response. Gene Ontology annotation, cellular component: extracellular region. Lineage: Eukaryota; Metazoa; Chordata; Actinopteri; Siluriformes; Bagridae. The transcript has 6 exons.
UUCAGCUCAAUGGAAAGCCACUUAUGUAACUGCUGUGCGAAGUGAAAGCUAUGAUACGGCUUUGGGGAGGGUUGCAGUGCUACGUGUAGUUGUUGUAGAGUGUGUAACACAGGUUGGGUUUUACGCAGCUGUGCUCACACUGGGAAUGUGAUGCAUGUACCCGACAGUGCGCACGUAUGGACGGCGUGAGAAGGACGUGGGAGCGGUAUGAUCUGUCGCUCGGAUCGGAUCUCGGACUUUGACAUGAUGAGAAAAUGUGAAGAAGAAUUGCAUGGCCCUGGUAGACAUCGCGCUGAUGAGCCUCCUUCUCAUCCUGUUCCUCAUUUUGGUCUCGGGAUUUGGGAGUAAACCCAGAAAGCAUAAAUCAAAGAGAACCUUGAGGUGUAUCUGUGUUGUUUGGGGCAUUGGCAGUAAUCUGGAGUACCAUAUAACCCUUGAGGGUUGGAAUUCUUUCUUAAUUCUAAGCUGUCUGAGUGUGUUUACGACGCGUGUGGACGCUCACAGUGAGCAGAGUCUGAAAGAACUGCAGGUGGUGCUCAAAAACAUGACUCCUUUUUUUAAUGUAUCGACAGCUUCCUUGUACACUCCUUUGCCAGAUGUAAAUAAAUGCACUCGAAAAUCGAUGUACUGCUACCUGUUGGAGUUGAGCGUUAUACUAAACGAGGAAGAAUACAACGACGAAGACGAAAACAUUAACGACAUGUCACAAAUAAUUUUCUCGAUUAAAAAUUCCUACCAAAAUGGCAACACCAACUGCAACACGUGUUUAGCAUGUGAACAACAUCAACUUGCCAACUCCACAACGUUCUCCGCAAGGAUGCAGGAAUUUCUUCAGAAACUGCUUUCAAAACUGCCUUAUACUCCCAACAAUGACUGUAAUUAGUACACUAAAUGUACACCACAGCCUUGAUGUAAGUAAUCUCUUUUUUUAUGCAUGGUGUCAAACAGACUGAAACUGUAUUAAUGCCAUUAACUAUAUAUCUAUAGUAAUAUUUAUUAUUAACACAAAAACCUACAUUAUACAAAGUUUAUACGAGUUAUGCUCAGUUCAAAUGUGCUAAUUGUUCCAUUUUUAUUGUUUUAUAAAUGGUAUUAUAUCUAUUUUUAUACAACUUAGGUGUUUUUUUUUCUUCCUUUCAUUCUGUUUGAUGUAGCACAUAAAAAUAGCUGUGAUAAAAUGUUUUAAUGCCUAAAAUAACUGCAGUGUUUAUUUCAGCCAUAAAGACUCGUUAUCUAAAGAUGUCUAGAAAAAAUAUUCCAGCUAUUUGUUGUCUUGUAUAUAAUAUUGAUAAUAUGAUGUUAAAAGCUGUGCUGGAUGCCAUGUUUUGCCUAAUAAUUAAUCGUAUUUGCUAUAAAGUGGGGCGGAUGCCCUAAAUUUUAGAGGUGGAUGAUCUUUAAUGAUCCAUAAUGAUCGGAAAGACUGUUGAAGUGGGAAGAAGUGGCCUGGAUUUCUAGCUAUUUGUCUAUUUGCACAUAUCUUUUGCUAAAUUAUUUCUCAGAAAAAAAUUGUCACCUGUACAGUUUUAUAGGAAAAGCAAUCCGAGAUCUUCGUUAUUACUUGCUCUGCACUCAAUCGUUACGCUGCUGUGAUGACAACAUCAACACCUUCUCUUACAAAAAGAGCUUCAUGCUUCCAUGUGAAAAAAACACCUUGGAAUAUUAAAGACUGAUGGUGAGCAUUGGGGUUACAGUCGCUCUUCUGGUCCGUUGUUUUGGGUUGAGUGAAGCAGGACCACAGGAGGUUUAAUCUAUGUCUCUGUCUUCACACACGGUCACCAGGUUUAGGAGACUGAAAAAAUGCAGGUGGUGGAAAUAAGAUUCCUCUGACAGGGUUACUGGGGUUAGAGUGAGGAGCUCUGCAAUUUGGAAGAAGAUCAGAUUAGAGCUGGAGUAAAAUGAACCAGUUGAUGUAGUUUGGACAUGUUAUGAAUGAUGUCCACAUGGGGAAAACCAAGGACCUGUUGGAGGGAUCAUAUCACGAAAAAGCCUUCAUGGGAACAUGCUUUGAGAGGAACUAGCAUCUGUGGCCAAGGACUUAUAGGAAAAGCUUGAUCAUGUUACUGAGUGAGUGAACAAUAGUCUGUGUGUGUCCUUAAGGUCUAGAUGUUUCUAGGAACAUUUCUGUUGUGGAUUUCUGUUCUGUCAGGGAGUUUAUCAUGAUGAUUAUUUUUAACUGUUUUCAGUUGAACACAUUUUUAAUCAUAAUCAUCUCAGUGUUCUACUGGUCUUACUGGUGUCUACAGGCAUGAGCUAGGAAGUCUAAAAAAAAAACACUCUUCCAACUAAACUGCACUAGGUUAUGUAACACGAGUGAAUAACUAUACGGUUGCAGUUCCUCAUUGCGUAUACUCUACUUCUACUGCUUAAGUACUUUAACGUCCAAUAGAACGCGAUUCAAUCCAAGGUUCUGCUCAUUUACUUUAACCCAGCUCAUGAUGUCAAACCAACCAAAAUGCGUCUAAUAAAAUAGACCAUAUGUGUACAGUACUGGGGUUUUGUAUAUGAUCAUCAAACCCAUUCAAAAAUUGGAUAUAUUUAUUAUGUUUUUUACAUCAUAUCCUUGUAUCAGUGGUGUGUGCACUAUGUUCCAUGUCCUUACAAAGCUACUUGUUGUCUUUAACUCCGUUUUGAGUGAGGCAAAUGAAUCUAAUAAAGCAGUUAUUCACAUGUGACAGCUCCGGAGUCAUCUCUGUGCCAACGUGUCACUUGCUUGAUGCUUUUUGACUUACCGUUAAUACAAUUAAAGGAUUUAUAAAGGGCGGAACUGAUUGGUCCAGCGAUGAGCUUUAGAAGGAAUUGAUAAUUGAUGAAUCAGUUCAAAUGAGUCAGUCUGAUUGGUCAGAAGGUGUUGAUUCAUUUUCUAUAGCAGGGGCUCUGACAGUAGGUAGGUUUGAUAAAUAUUAUGAUAAAUAUUAAUAUUUAUUGUAGGACAUGAUAAAUAUUGACUGGAAAUGACUGGAAACUAAAAACAUCAGUAGCUCGUA